UUCAUUUAUCUACAACAGCUCUACUAACCACAUGUGUUACUAAUAUGUUUUAUUAUUACUACUGUAUCACAUGAUAAACAUUUAUAAGAAUAUGUGAUAAUAACAUUUGUAUGUGUACAUAUCUAUAAAAUGUAUUGAUCGAAUCAAAGUAUCACAAUGAUGGCCAGUGAUCGCAAUCAAGUGGUCAAGUGUCUCUGCUUUGCAGUAAAGUAAAAACGUGUCAUUUUCCUAAAACACAAGUUUAUUUAAUAUCUUUUGUCAUCUACUAGUGACCAAAAAUAGUUAUAAUAAGGCAGUACUUAAGUCGCAAAAAAGUAAUAAAAAUGUUGAACAUUAAAUAAAGCCAUUGAAAAUAAGAUUUUUUUUUAAUAUUUCUAGGUUACUUUAUUUAAUCACAUGAGUGGCGCGCAUGAAUAAGAAUGUUAAUUUCGAUACGUGCAAGUUUCAAAAUUAUGUAUUGAUGAUUUGUUAAUAAUUCUAUACUUAAUUUUUCUGUUGAUCAAAGUCCAUGAUUUUUAUUAAUUACUGUUAACAUGGAGAAGCAUGAUGCAUUGUUACAAGUACAUUUAGAAAGGCCAAUGUAUGAACAAGAAGCUUUAAAUGAAGAUUAUAAUUAUGAAAUGCCAAAUAUAUCUGUUUUCAAAAACACCAUACAUGCUUUGAAAUCUAAGAAUUGGAAAUCAUGCAUGACAUCCACAAUUCCUUCCAUAAAUUGGUUGAGAAGUUACAAUUGGAGAAAAAAUAUUAUCUCUGAUAUAAUUUCUGGUUUAACUGUAGCAGUUAUGCACAUUCCUCAGGGCAUGGCUUACGCGCUUUUGGGAAAUGUACCACCAGUAGUUGGCAUAUACAUGGCAUUUUUUCCUGUUUUAGUGUAUUUCCUUUUUGGCACAUCAAGACAUGUGUCUAUUGGAACUUUUGCUGUGGUUUGCCUAAUGACUGGGAAAACAGUGAUGACUUACUCGAUACCACACUAUGAUGAGAGUACAACUCCAAAUGCUACGGAUAUAAUGUUCAAUCAUACCAAGGAACACUUGUAUAUGUAUACACCAAUGCAAGUUGCAACAGCAGUCACAUUCAUGGUUGGGAUAUAUCAGAUCAUAAUGUACAUAUUCCACUUGGGUAUCAUAAGCACAUUGCUUAGCGAACCUUUAGUAAAUAGUUUUACAACUGGUGCAGCAGUUUAUGUUUUUGUAUCCCAAAUUAAAGAUCUCCUAGGUUUGAAAUUACCAAAGCAGAAAGGAUAUUUUAAACUUAUUUUUACAUUUAUAGAUAUUAUUAAAGAGAUACGAAAUACAAAUAUAGCUGCUGUGAUUGUGUCAUUGAUAACAAUUACUUGUCUUACUUUUAACAACGAAUUUUUAAAGCCAUGGGCAAACAAAAAAUGCAGCAUUCCAAUACCAAUAGAACUGAUUGCAGUUGUAAGUGGUACUUUAACUUCAAAGUACCUUGGCUUAUCUAAGGAGUAUAAUAUCCAAGAUGUAGGGAAUAUCCCCACAGGUCUUCCAUCACCAGCAAUACCAACAUUUGAUUUAUUACAUCUUGUAGCAAUAGAUAGUAUUGCUAUAACCAUGGUUUCUUACACUAUAACUAUAUCAAUGGCUUUAAUAUUUGCACAAAAACUUAAAUACAAAAUUAAUUCGAAUCAAGAACUUCUUGCAAUGGGUAUGAGUAAUAUAUUUGGAUCAUUCUUCUCGUGCAUGCCAGUGUCAGCAUCAUUGAGUAGAUCUUUAAUUCAACAAACAGUUGGCGGCCGAACACAAAUAGCCAGUAUUGUAUCUUGUUUAAUUUUACUUACUAUUCUUUUAUGGAUCGGUCCAUUUUUUGAACCACUACCAAGAUGCGUUCUUGCAUCAAUUAUCGUCGUAGCUUUGAAAGGAAUGUUUCAACAAGCUAAGCAACUUAUGAAAUUCUGGAAAUUAAAUAAAUAUGAUGCGUUAAUUUGGAUCGCCACGUUCUUAAUAGUUGUUGUAGUGAGCAUCGAUAUUGGUUUAUUGUUUGGAAUAAUGUUGUCGCUACUAAUUAUUUUAUUACAAAGCAUUAGACCUUACACUUGUUUGCUGGGACACAUACCAAAUACAGAUUUAUAUUUAGAUUUGAGUAGAUACAAGGCGGCGGUGGAAAUUCCUGGAUUGAAAAUUUUUCAGUAUUGUGGAACUCUAAAUUUUGCGAAUAGUAAUCAUUUUAAAUCCGAAUUGUAUAAACGAGUAGGAGUAAAUCCACACAACGUUAUAGAACACAGACUGAAAUUAAGAGAGAAAGGUAUUUACAUAGAUACAGGAGAUUCGGAAGACAAACAAGAAUUACGAUGUAUCGUAAUGGAUAUGAGCGCCUUAAGUUAUAUUGAUUCUAGUGGCGUAGUCGCGUUGCAUUCGACAAUAACGGAAUUUAAUCAAAUCGAUAUAAACUUUUAUUUUGUAAAUUGUUCGAGUCCGAUUUUUGAAAUGAUAAAAAAAUGUGACUUGUACUUACACGGAAAGCUGACAUUUAAGAUCUUUCCGACGAUACGAGACGCUAAAAUGUACUUAGAUAACAAAUUUUAUUCAAGAUAAUAUAUGUAAAUUUUUGUACAUUUGUUAACCCUUUGACUGCGGGACGAUUUUUAUUGGAAAUUUUCGUGUACGAAUAUAUACGCCUUUCGUAGUCAAAGAGUUAAUGGUUAGCUUCUAUGAAUGCUCUAUAACACAUGUAUAUACAGUUACGAAUAAAACUUAUCAACUUGUGAUAUUGAAACUAUUGUACACUGUAUUUUUCU
Hylaeus volcanicus is the source of this 2752-nucleotide messenger RNA. RefSeq names its product solute carrier family 26 member 6-like. Bases 534 to 2549 code for a protein of 671 amino acids. Gene Ontology annotation, biological process: transmembrane transport. Gene Ontology annotation, cellular component: membrane. The transcript is spliced from 11 exons. NCBI's taxonomy places the organism in Eukaryota, Metazoa, Arthropoda, Insecta, Hymenoptera, Colletidae. Gene Ontology annotation, molecular function: bicarbonate transmembrane transporter activity; chloride transmembrane transporter activity; oxalate transmembrane transporter activity. The record is from RefSeq and is a predicted model, not a curated record.